Molecule: messenger RNA, 10393 nt
Organism: Sardina pilchardus (European sardine)
Lineage: Eukaryota; Metazoa; Chordata; Actinopteri; Clupeiformes; Clupeidae
Gene: scn8aa
Product: sodium channel, voltage gated, type VIII, alpha subunit a
Exons: 27
Coding region: 72-5894 (1940 amino acids)
Biological process (GO): sodium ion transmembrane transport; membrane depolarization during action potential; neuronal action potential
Cellular component (GO): plasma membrane; voltage-gated sodium channel complex; axon
Molecular function (GO): voltage-gated sodium channel activity
Source: RefSeq, a predicted model, not a curated record
CCGGGAUGUUGCAGAACUGGAUGCCCUGGAUGGUACCUAAUUAAAGCAGAAAGCCGCUGCAGGAUGAAAACAUGGCUGCACCCAUGUUUGCACCGCCAGGACCUGAUCGCUUCCAAUUUUUUACCCGGGAAUCCCUGGCUAACAUUGAGAAGCGCAUUGCUGAGGAAAAAGCCAAGCCGCCACCCAAGCCUGACAGCAGCUACCGCGACGAUGACGACGACAACAAACCCAAGCCUAACAGUGACCUGGAGGCCGGCAAGUCUGUGCCCUUCAUCUAUGGAGACAUCCCUUCUUCAAUGGUGGCGACACCAAUUGAAGAAUUGGACAAUUUCUACGCGACCAAGAAAACGUUUAUAGUGGUAAAUAAAGGGAAAACAAUCUACCGCUUUAGUGCCACAUCUUCCCUGUACAUGAUCAGCCCUUUUAAUAUUUUUAGGCAAAUAGCUAUUAAAAUUUUGAUACAUUCAUUGUUCAGCAUGAUCAUUAUGUGUACUAUUUUGACCAACUGUGUAUUCAUGACUUUUAGUAACCCUCCAGAAUGGUCGAAACAAGUAGAGUACACAUUCACGGGAAUUUAUACGUUCGAAUCUCUUGUAAAAAUCAUUGCCCGAGGGUUCUGUAUAGACGACUUCACAUUCCUCCGAGACCCAUGGAACUGGCUGGAUUUCAUGGUCAUUUCUAUGGCGUAUAUAACAGAGUUUGUAAACCUAGGCAAUGUCUCAGCUCUGCGCACGUUCAGAGUUCUGAGGGCAUUGAAAACUGUUGCUGUUAUUCCAGGUCUGAAGACCAUCGUGGGUGCUCUGAUCCAGUCGGUGAAGAAGCUGUCGGACGUGAUGAUCCUGACGGUGUUCUGCCUGAGCGUCUUCGCCCUCAUCGGCCUGCAGCUCUUCAUGGGCAACCUGCGGCAGAAGUGCGUCAUCUGGCCCCUCAACCACACCACCACCUACCUGGCCAACGGCAGCGAGGGCUUCGACUGGAACGCGUACAUCAUGAACGACACAAAUUUCUACUUCGUGCCAGGGCAACUAGACGCCCUUAUCUGCGGCAACAGCUCAGACUCUGGCCGCUGUCCUGAGGGCUACAUGUGCAUGAAAGCUGGGCGCAAUCCAAACUACGGCUACACCAGCUUCGACAGCUUCGGCUGGGCCUUCCUGGCCCUCUUCCGCCUCAUGACGCAGGACUUCUGGGAGAACUUGUAUCAGUUGACACUGAGGGCCGCAGGGAAGACCUACAUGAUCUUCUUUGUGCUGGUGAUCUUCGUGGGCUCCUUCUACCUGGUCAACCUGAUCCUGGCUGUGGUGGCCAUGGCCUACGAGGAGCAGAACCAAGCCACCAUGGAGGAGGCGGCCAAGAAGGAGGAGGAGUUCGUCGCCAUGCUGGAGCAGCUGAAGAAACAACAGGAGGACGCACAGGUAUGGGCUUCACAGAGCAGCGAGCACGACGAGGGCGAGGGCAACAUGUCGUGCAGCUCCUCCGAGAUGUCCAAGCUGAGCUCCAAGAGCGCCAAGGAGCGGCGCAACCGCAAGAAGAAGUGGCGUCAGAAGGAGCUCGGCGAGGAGAAGGGCGACUGCGAGAAGUUUGUCAAGUCCGAGUCGGACGACGGCAUCAGGAAGAGCCGCUUCCGCUUCCCCGACAACCGGCUGGGCCGCCGGACCUCCAUCAUGAACCAGUCUCUGCUCAGCAUCCCCGGCUCCCCGUUCCUGUCGCGCCACAACAGCAAGAGCAGCAUCUUCAGCUUCAAGCGCGGCAAGGACGCCGGCUCGGAGAACGAGUUCGCCGACGACGAGCACAGCACGGUGGAGGAGUGCGAGGAGCGCCGCAACUCGCUCUUCAGCCCGUACCGCCGCAGCAGCUACAGCGGCUACAACUACGGCAAGCGCAACAGCACCGUGGACUGCAACGGCGUGGUCUCCCUGAUCGGCCUCGGGCCCGGCGGACGCCUUCUGCCUGAGCCAACUACUGAGGUGGAGAUUAAGAAGAAACUCUCUGGCUCUCUCAUGGUUUCUGUGGACCAACUCAACACCUCAUUUGGUGGGCGCAAAGAACGAGCAAACAGUGUCCUGAGUGUGGUGACAAACACACUAGUGGAGGAACUGGAGGAGUCCCAGCGGAAAUGUCCCCCAUGCUGGUACAAGUUCUCCAACACCUUCCUGAUCUGGGAAUGCUGUCCGAUUUGGAUUGAGAUCAAGAGGAUCACGCUACUGAUUGUGAUGGACCCGUUCGUGGACCUGGCCAUCACUAUCUGCAUCGUGCUCAACACCCUCUUCAUGGCCAUGGAGCACUACCCCAUGACGCCCCAGUUUGAACAUGUGCUCAGUGUGGGCAAUCUGGUGUUUACAGGAAUUUUCACUGCCGAAAUGUUUGCCAAACUGGUUGCUAUGGACCCAUACUACUACUUCCAGGAGGGCUGGAACAUCUUUGACGGCUUCAUUGUGAGCUUGAGCUUAAUGGAGCUCGGUCUGGCCAACGUUGAAGGGCUGUCUGUCUUGCGAUCAUUCCGUUUGCUGAGAGUGUUCAAGCUGGCCAAGUCGUGGCCCACACUCAACAUGCUGAUCAAGAUUAUCGGGAACUCGGUGGGUGCCCUGGGAAACCUGACCCUCGUGCUGGCCAUCAUCGUCUUCAUCUUCGCCGUGGUGGGCAUGCAGCUGUUCGGCAAGAACUACAAGGACUGCGUGUGCAAGAUCGCCCAGGACUGCGAGCUGCCCCGCUGGCACAUGAACGACUUCUUCCACUCCUUCCUCAUCGUGUUCCGGGUGCUGUGUGGCGAGUGGAUUGAGACCAUGUGGGACUGCAUGGAGGUGGCCGGCCAGUCCAUGUGCCUCAUCGUCUUCAUGAUGGUCAUGGUCAUCGGCAAUCUGGUGGUGCUGAACCUCUUCCUUGCCUUGCUGCUGAGCUCGUUCAGCGCCGACAACCUGGCAGCGACCGACGACGACGGCGAGAUGAACAACCUCCAGCUGGCCGUCAUCCGCAUGAAGCUGGGCAUCGCCUGGGCCAAGGUCAAGGCGCGGCACAUCGUGGCGGUCGUCCUCAAGCGCCAGGUGGCCGACGAGGACGACGGGUACGACAAGAAGAUCAGCGGCAUGGUCAACCACACGGGCGUGGACAUCCUCCGCGAUCCGGACUACCAGAACGGCACCACCAGCGGCAUCGGCAGCAGCGUGGGCAAGUACAAUUUCGACGAUGACCACAUGUCCUUCAUCAACAACCCCAACCUGACCGUGUGCGUGCCCAUCGCUGUGGGAGAGUCCGACUUCGAGAACCUCAACACCGAGGACUUCAGCAGUGAGUCGGAGGCCGAGGGCAGCAAAGAUGUAAGUCUGGACGACACCAGCUCGUCAGAGGGCAGCACCAUCGACAUUAAGCCAGAUGUGGAGGAGGCGGUGGUGGCGGAGGUCGUGGAGGAGUACGUGGAGCCGGACGCCUGCUGGACAGAAGGUUGCAUUGCCCGUUACCAUUGCUGUGAUGUGCCCAUCACUGAGGGCUGGGGCAAGUACUGGUGGUACCUGAGGAAGACCUGCUAUCUCAUUGUGGAGCACAACUGGUUUGAGACCCUCAUCAUCUUCAUGAUCUUGCUUAGCAGUGGAGCACUGGCCUUCGAGGAUGUGUACAUCGAGCAGAGGAAGACCAUCCGUGUCAUCCUAGAGUACGCCGACAAAGUGUUCACCUACAUCUUCAUCCUGGAGAUGCUGCUCAAGUGGGUGGCUUAUGGGUUUGUCAAGUAUUUCACCAACGCUUGGUGCUGGCUGGACUUCUUCAUCGUAGAUGUGUCUAUAGUCAGCCUUAUAGCUAAUGCCCUGGGGUACUCCGAUCUAGGGCCCAUUAAAUCACUCAGGACACUAAGGGCCCUCAGGCCCCUCAGAGCCUUGUCACGUUUUGAAGGGAUGAGGGUGGUAGUCAACGCCUUGGUGGGUGCCAUUCCCUCCAUCAUGAAUGUGUUGCUGGUGUGCCUCAUCUUUUGGCUGAUUUUCAGUAUCAUGGGCGUCAACCUGUUUGCGGGCAAGUACUACUUCUGCUUCAACCAGACGUCCGAGCAGCUCUUUGAGCUGGACGUGGUCAACAACAAAACAGAGUGCUUUGCCCUCAUCAACGCCAACUACUCGGAGGUGCGCUGGAAGAACGUGAAGAUCAACUUUGACAACGUGGGCGCUGGCUACUUGGCGCUGCUCCAAGUGGCUACAUUCAAGGGCUGGAUGGAUAUCAUGUAUGCUGCUGUGGACUCAAGAAGGGUGGAAGAUCAGCCACUAUACGAGGACAACAUCUACAUGUACAUCUACUUUGUCAUCUUCAUCAUCUUCGGUUCCUUCUUCACCCUUAACCUCUUCAUUGGUGUCAUCAUCGACAACUUCAAUCAACAGAAGAAAAAGUUUGGGGGUCAGGACAUCUUCAUGACAGAAGAACAGAAAAAAUACUACAACGCCAUGAAAAAGUUGGGCUCAAAGAAACCCCAGAAGCCCAUUCCCAGACCACAGAACAAGAUUCAAGGGAUGGUCUUUGAUUUUGUAACUCAGCAAGUGUUUGACAUUUCCAUCAUGAUCCUGAUCUGCCUCAACAUGGUCACCAUGAUGGUGGAGACCGACGACCAGUCCGACGAGACGGAGAACAUUCUUUACUGGGUCAACUUCAUCUUCAUUGUGCUCUUCACCUCAGAGUUUGUCCUCAAGCUCACAGCCCUGCGACAUUACUACUUCACCAAUGGCUGGAACAUCUUUGACUGUGUUGUGGUCAUUCUUUCUAUCGUGGGCAUGUUCUUGGCUGACCUGAUUGAGAAGUACUUUGUGUCUCCGACGUUGUUCAGGGUAAUCCGUCUGGCUCGAAUUGGCCGCAUCUUGCGACUAAUUAAAGGGGCCAAGGGCAUCCGAACUUUACUGUUUGCCCUGAUGAUGUCACUGCCAGCCCUGUUCAACAUUGGCCUGUUGCUGUUCCUGGUCAUGUUCAUCUUCUCCAUCUUUGGCAUGUCCAACUUUGCCUACGUCAAGCGAGAGGUGGGAAUAGAUGACAUGUACAACUUUGAGACCUUUGGCAACUCCAUGAUUUGCCUAUUCAUGAUCACAACCUCGGCUGGUUGGGACGGUCUCCUGGCGCCCAUCCUGAACUAUCCGCCCGACUGUGACCCCCUCAAGGAGAACCCGGGCACCACGGUGAAGGGCAACUGCGGGAACCCUUCGGUGGGCAUCUUCUUCUUCGUGAUGUACAUCAUCGUGUCCUUCCUCAUCGUGGUCAACAUGUACAUCGCCAUCAUCCUGGAGAACUUCAGCGUGGCCACGGAGGAAAGCGCCGAUCCGCUUUGCGAGGACGACUUCGAGUCCUUCUACGAGAUCUGGGAGAAGUUCGACCCCACCGCCUCGCAGUUUAUCACCUUCGCCAAGCUGGGCGACUUUGCCGACACGCUGGAGCACCCGCUGCGCGUGCCCAAGCCCAACACCAUCGAGCUGAUCGCCAUGGACCUGCCGAUGGUGAGCGGCGACCGCAUCCACUGCCUGGACAUCCUCUUCGCCUUCACCAAGCGCGUGCUGGGCGACAGCGGCGACCUGGACAUGAUGAGGCAGCAGAUGGAGGAGCGCUUCAUCGCCGCCAACCCGUCCAAGAUCUCGUUCGAGCCCAUCACCACGACGCUGCGCCGCAAGCAGGAGCUCAUGUCCGCGUCCAUCAUCCAGCGCGCCUACCGCGCCCACCUCCUGCGCCGCGGCUUCGUCUGCCGGCGCAUCCUCGGGACCAACAAGCUGGAGAACGGCGGGACCAAUCAGGAGAAAAAAGAGGGCACGCCCUCCACUGCCUCCCUGCCCUCGUACGACAGCGUGACCAAACCGGAGAAGGAAAGGCUGGACGAGAGCGAGAGCAUCGGCAAGAAGGAGAAGGGCAAAAACCAAAAAGACGUCAGGGAAUCUAAGUGUUAAGGACUGCGCUCGAGAUCUGGCGCUGAGAUCUACAGCGAGUGACAUAUGACGAGACGAGACUCUGUAUUCGAAAUCCAACAAAUGUACAAACAUCAACAACAACAACGACAACAACAUCAACAAAAAGAGGGAAAAAACUAUUUACAAGGAAAAUAGAAAAAUCUUAAAAAAAAUAAAUAAUGGUUUGUUUACAGACUUGUUGCAGAUGUUUCGAUGCAGAAGAAGCAGCUUGGUUUUGAUACCACUCUGAAGACGACCAAACACGAUGAGCUUUCUGUGUGUCAUCUGUGAUUAAUGACCAAGAUUUUAAAUAACUUUUCACUCAACGUAAAACUCGAUCAAACAACUCAACUAAAGGUAAUGCGUAGGCCUAUGGCAGACCUUCGGGGAUUUGUUGGGGACCACCCGCCAUCUGGACAGAGAACUGUAUGAAAAAGAUGGCGACAUUUUGAAGAAGGCUUCUUUUCCAUGGCCAAGUGUGGAUUUCAGCAUUGCUCAACUGUGGCUGACACAAAGACUCAACAACAAUGCUGGAUUGUAGGAAACCACCUGCUCCGUUGCUGGGGUUUCUGUGACAUGUUGUCUUUUAACUGUAGAUGAAAAAUGAUUAAUCAACAAUGGGGAGAACAGAAAAAAAAACCCAGAACAUUAUGUGGGUUUUUUUUUUAAUUUGUUUGUGCUGAAUAUACUUGCAUCUUUACAUUAUUUGAGCAGCAAAAAAGAAAAAAAUGAUACAUUUAGCCCAUGUCACUAGUCUUCAUCCUCUUUGUUAUACCUGCGUUAAAAUGAUUUUUCUACAUGGGCUUUCACAUUGAUCGGGUAGGGGGCUUUAUCAGGGUUUUGACUUGGGCUGAAGGGGGCUCCGACUGAGUUCCAAAGUAAAUACCUAACUAAUUGUGCUCGUUCAAAUGCAUAGAAAUGACUUGCAUGAUGGCAUGUUUUGAUCAGGAAUCAUGCAUGAGAAAUCAUAGUCCACACGACACUUACUAAGGCCACAGCAGUGGCUCUACCAUUAGCUUUGAAGAUCUCCACAGGUCCAAAUUUUUUCAAAAAUGAGAUCGAACAACUAAAUUCUAACUUAAGUACUCUUGUACACAUUAUUUGAGAACUUCAAACAGUAUGAUUGUACCUACCCUUCACAUGCUUUCCUUUCUGACACCAUGCUUUCACCAUGCGUCAUUGCAACGUUUUUUCGGUGUCAAACCAGGCUGUAAUCAUUCAAAAAAAUCUGAUGUUUCUAUUUGCUUGUGUGUACUAACAUUGUGGCACAUUGUGACAAAACACAAAACAUAAGUACUUUUGCUGCUCUUGCCGUGUAUGUGUGGGGGGGGAAAGAGCAGGGGUGGGAAUGGUUGCUGGAGAUGUUCGCCCGUGAGUAUACACUGAUUUGGAGAAACAUUUUGAAAUCAAAUGGAACCAAAUCCCAGGCUUACAGAGACCUUGAUUUGCCUUUCGUUUCUGCACCAGCAGCAUAUCGUUACAUGAGCACUGUUUUUCUGAUGUUCUCCAUGUUGUUGAGAGGGGACGGCGUGAAUUGGGACGCCGAUGUCACAGAGGGAAAAAAAAACACGAGGGUGUGGCAGAGCUCCUCUCGGCCUCGCUCAGCUCCGCGCUCUUUGUCCGACUGCAGGGAACGAGCGCUCCUCAGCGGAGGGGCGGCUCUCCACGAGGCACAGUAGACAACUGUCAAAUAACCGUCACAACUGCCAGGAUGUUUAAUUUCCAUCCAUUUUCCUAGGGCCUUUUUGAUGGCAUUUUUAAACCUUGUGAGCCUACAUUGGUUCCAUUCCGUUGUUGUUGUUUUUAUGUCUUACAAAAAAAAAAAAAGCAGUAUGACAUGAUGAGGCUUUGGCGAAAAGGCUCGCUGUUUGGAGCUUCGAUUUUUUCGCCAUCAUGAGAUUCGCGGGAGUCCUUGAUGGGGUCUGUUUAGUGUUCUUGUGUGUCACCCCGGCCUGAUCUGGAAUCAGCUGAUGUAAAGCUUUGGCAUCAGCAUCUGCCAAGUGAUUGAGGGAAAGCUUAGUCAGCUUCAGAAUAGUCCAGAGUCGAGGAAAAGGGUAUCCCCAGUCUGUCCUGCAUCCUAGCUAGAUACACCUCUUUGGACUACUGCCAGUCAGCUUAGAGCCUUUCGUGUCUUAUUUGUGUUAGCUAAGGCUCAAUAGGACGUAAGAGGACAACUUUGGGCCUUUCUGAGAACUAGGCUAGGAACGGUUCGAGUGAGGUGCCAUUCAUCAUUGAUAUCACCAGAAAUAUUCAGUGAAGGACUGUCACACAAGGAAAGGUUCCCUUUGUUUUCAUCGAAACAAAUUCUUUUUUUGUACAAAAUAAGAAAAUACAAAUAAAAGGUAUGCACUUGAGUAGAUCUCAUCACAGUUUGGACUAGCCAAGUGUCCAUCUGUGCCCACUCAAGCAGUGCAAGGGAACAGUGCAAACAACACAUCUGAACUGGAGAACAGCGUCAGAGGGGCCCGUCGCUCUAUACGAGUCCCGGUAGGCGGGGGAACUUUUGUAUCACAGAGUGUGAAAUUGCUCUUAAACUGCCAUCCUCUAUCUUGAGGUCCAUAACAGAAAAAAAACACACACGUGAGGAGAAAAAAAUGAAAUAUUCAGAAAAAAGAAACCACAAGUCCCAGUAACCAUGCGUUUGUCGGGGCAUGCCCUGGGACGGGCAAUGCCCACCCUCUAGGCCACUUCCUGUUUGUGGCACACUUCCUGUUUACAACCCCUCCCCCUCUCCCCUUCAGGGCCUCACUGCAUAGUGGGUCUGCAAACUGCCUGAGGUCUCCAAAUCAGUGUGGGUGCUGUGGACUUGAGAUAAAAACCAAAUACAUUCCCAAUGUUGAAAAAAAAACAAGAAAAAAAAACAAAACAUGCAAUGCCAUGCGGUUUCUCCCGAUACCCAUCUUGGAUGUAAUGUGUAAAAGAGUCCAUUCACAUUAUGACUAAAUGAAAUAUAUCAUUCUGUGUACAGUGCGGGCUAUGAUGUACAUGGCACAGUUGCUGAGAAAAAGUUGAGAAUGAACUAUCUGAGAGAAACUAUAAGUAUUGUAAUAUACUCUUUUUUGGGUUUUGUUUUCAUGGCAUGCUUUGUUGUGGUUUUUGUAAAUACAGAAUUUUAAAAGAUUACUACUAUUAAUCUAACAAUAAAUGACAAACAAAACUAUAGAAUGGCUUCCAGCUGAUGCCCUUGUCACAUUUGUUACUUUUUUUAUUUCAUUUUUUUCCCCCAAAAACAAUUCUCACUUUGUUGGGGAGGGGGGCGGGGGACUGAAUGAAAUAGUAUGAAUCCUAUAUUAUACAAACAGUAUAUAUGGAAUAUAUAUGAAUAUAUAAGAGCACUGUCACAUUUUGUUUAUAUGCAACACGUCCAGUGGAUGUCAUAAAUUGGUUGGUCCUACCUCUGGAGAUGGGGACCAGCUUUCGCACGAUAUAAUUGGAGCUGCUUGGAUUUUUUAGCCCAAGAUACUUAGAGGAUGAUGCUACCAGCACACUUCUUGUGUAUUCCUAGUACCUACCGUACUUACGCUCAACACAACAUACAGUAGACAUGCACACAGUGGAGAAAACACACCCGAAUGAACUCAACCACACAGAGAUAUACACACAUGCACACACACACACACACACAGAGUGCACACAUGCUCUUUCCUGCCUAUGAAAAUCUGUUCUCUCUCACCUCAAUCUGUCACUAAGACGCAGAAGCCUACUGUUUCUAGGCCUCUUCAUACACAUCUGUGCCGUUGCUACUGAACUAGCCAUUCAUUUUACAUUUGAUUUUGUAUUUUUUGUUGUUUUUCUUUUUUCCGUAUGUGUGUGUGUCGAUUCGUUUUGUGUGUUCAUAGUGUUACUUCACUAAAUGGUGUGUGCCUUUUUCUGCAUUCUUUGUGUUUCUCCUUCUCCUUCAUUUUCCGAGUUGCAUUGUCUGCAAUCUUGGAGGAUGGUGCCAUUUCUAACUAGUCACCCUGUGAGACAAGACGGGGAGCGGAGGGUCAUUAUGGAGCACAAUGUCAAUCAGGGACUUGAGAUUGUACAGCGUGGCAUACUGUACUGCCAGAGAAAUGCCAAACAACAACAAAAAAAAAACACACACACAGAGCCCGUUUCCUCUAGAUUUGAUGUUACAAAAAAAGACACAUAAUUCAGUAUGUGAUUGUGUUCUGUGCUUUGUGUAUCAUCCACUUGGCUUGUGAAAAAAAGCUUGCCUUCUGAUUUUGUGUUUCUUUCCACCUCUGAGGUCCAUUUUUGUAUCAGCAUUUGUUUCUUGGACUGUUCCAUUUUUAGCAUGAUUAAGAUGCUUUUUGUUUCCAUCUUUCUGAAGAAAAAAAAAAUAUCAAAAAGUGCUUUUCAAACUGUUGUUAUCGUUUGACACAGUUAUGUACAUGGUAGGAGGAAAUAUGAUGUUGUGUCGCACAACCACUUGGACUCUUAGUAAGACCUUAUAAAAGAUUGUCUUCAUUUGAGCACGAACCUUUUUAUGAACAAAUAAAGCAGCCUUCCAGUUA